Messenger RNA from Cynoglossus semilaevis (tongue sole), 1698 nucleotides. Its product is annotated as calcium homeostasis modulator protein 5-like. Gene Ontology annotation, molecular function: monoatomic cation channel activity. The transcript has 2 exons. Gene Ontology annotation, cellular component: plasma membrane. Lineage: Eukaryota; Metazoa; Chordata; Actinopteri; Pleuronectiformes; Cynoglossidae. The coding region runs from base 277 to 1209 and encodes 310 amino acids. The record is from RefSeq and is a predicted model, not a curated record.
CCUUUUCAUUUGGAGGCUGUGAAGCAGGGACUUCCCUCUGAAGAACAGAGGAUUUGUUACGAACGAGUUGAUGAGCAGUAGGAAGUGUCUUACUGACUGAAGGAGGAGCCUGGAAGGAGGUUCAGUCUAAGGGAGGAGCAUAGAGAGGCUUGGCCUUUGUGUUUUUUGCUGAGCUGUAAACAGCAACAGGGAAUGACUUGAAGCAGCAGCCACAACUUUUCUUCUCCUACGAUCAUUUUUACAGUGUUGUGUGGAUUUUUAUUGAGCGUGUGAACCAUGGAUAACUUCAAGACCGUCCUGCGUUUUUUCUUGGAUCAGAAAGCCACCAUUGGCUACAGCUUUAUGGCUCUCCUUACUAUAGGUGGAGAACGGGUUUUCUCCAUGGUCUCCUUUCAGUGUCCCUGCAACCAUGACCAGAACUUUGCAUAUGGACUGACUUUUCUUCUGGGCCCUGCUGUAGUUCUUUUGGUCUUUGGCCUGUUCUUCAGUACCAGGUUGUGGAGGCUCUACACAGGCUGCUGUCUCAGUCCCAGGAAGCUUUGUCCCCGUGGGAACUGUUACGGCUGCCUCAAGGGGUUAAUGAGCAUCUUCACUGGGGCUUGCGUGGCCCCAAUAAUGUGGCUCUCAGUGGCCCUGCUCAAUGGGACCUUUUAUGAAUGUGCUGUCAGCGGUCUUGAUGAUAAUCUGGUAGUAGAUGUGUUUUGCAAAAACAAGACCAUGAAGUGUCGGGAAGAGCUGGCUCGUGUGCCAUGUGAUCGGUCCAAACUGUCCAGUGAUGAGCGCAUGGAGCUAUUGCUGAUGCUCAGGGCCCAGUCUCAGAUCCUGGGCUGGUGUAUUAUCAUUAUCUCUGCCAUCGUGGGACUCGUGGGAACCUGCUGUAAAAAUUGUCGUUCCAAAGUCAGCUACCUGCAGCUGACAUUCUGGAAACGAUACACAGAGAAAGAGAAGGACCUUUUUGACACUUACGCUCUGGACUAUGCCACCAAGCUGGCUGAGAGAAACCUGCAGAGCUUCUUUGAGAACAAGAGUCCUAUUCCAUUUCCUUUUCCUAACCACAGGGCGUGGGAAGAAAUCUCUGAAUAUUACAACUUUUCCAGGAGUGAGCAGUAUUACAGCACUUUGCAGCAGUAUGUAGAGAGGACAGACCGAGACUUCACCCCAGAGAGGAGACAUGUCAUGGAGUUCAAGGAUGGAAUAGAAAUGGCUUGAGGGAGAUUUGUUAGGCCUCUGUGUGAGCUUAUCUUUCUUGUUGUCCAUAAUAAUGAACCUGAUUUAAUCUGCUUCUAAUUGUGCAGUCUGAACUGAGGCAAUACACAAGGGCAUAACCACUCAUCUAAACACAUUUAUCCUCCUACCUCUGUAACACUGUUUACAUCAGCGCAAUGACAUUUUGACAAUGAUUGGUACGCUUUUUUUCCUUUAAACUGCAUUAAUUUAACAUUUUUAUUUUUAGAGUCAUAGUCUACUUUGCCACAUUAAAAUGUAACAUAAGAGCUCAAUUUAUUUUUGAUGACGUUUCCAGUAUUGUUUGUGGUGUGAUGAAACAACACUGAUGAAAAUCUGGGUAUGUUUCAUUGUUUUGCAUAUUUUAAUAAUUUAAAAAUAUACUUUUAUGGUAUAUCCACCGUUGAUAACAGUAAUAUUGUACAAAUACGGUUCUGAAAAAGUCUCCAAAAAUAAACAUUUCUCAAACAUAAA